AUGGGUGUCACAUUAAGUACUGAGCUUAAAUUCAUUAAGGAUAUACAGUCUGAGUUAAAAGCCAGACAUGUGGAGGUUACUAAAAAAGAUAUUUGUGAUUUCUUGAUGUUCGUUCAUGAUGUUUGUCCUUGGUUUGUCAUCACCUGUCCAGAAAUCGUUGCAUCCAUUUGGGAUAAAAUAGGAAAUGAGCUAAGUGAUCAUUUUUCAGCUAAUGAUGAGCCCGAGAAAGAGAAAAUAAUGUUUCAAUAUUGGAGCUUGCUGAGAGACAUCAUUGUGACUAAGAAUAAUGCAAAAACUGCCAAAGAAAUUAUUCGUGCCAUUAAAUCUCACGUCGAACAAGUCUCCCGUGAGUGUUCCAGGGCCCCCUCUCGCUCUAAUUCUGUCUCUCACCUUCCGUCUUCUUCCCAAAAUCCUUCCUCUCCUGUCCCUUCCACCUCAAAACCACCUGGCUCUUCCUUUGCCUCCAAAUUAAAGAAUGCUCUUAAAGAUUUUCCUAGUGCUUCUCGCCUGUACCCCACCCUUACUUCUGCCCUUGCUUCUGCUCCACCUCAGGAACUCGAUCCACAGGAUUCUCAAACCCUAGAAGAAGAAGCCACUAGCUACCACAAUCCUCCUGUCACACAACCUCCUCCAUAUAAUUGUCCUGCUCCACCAAAAUGUAUUCUUCCUAUUCCCCCUGCGCCUACUGCUUUAGACUCUCAUCUCAUUACUAUUACUUCCAUGAUCUCCCAACUCGCAGAUGAGUUUCAUCAAUCUCUUGAAAUAAAACCUGAUGUCGCUACUUUUCCUGUUCUUCUCCCUGAUGGAGAAAAUCUUCCUCCGCCUCCUUCUCAACGUCCUCCGCCACCUAACGCUUCCCGCCCUCCCCCGCCGCCCACUUGUCCCCGCACCCGUGGCCGGGUGCGGCGUGAACGUGAGGCUCAAGCCGCUGCUGAAGCUGCGGCCGAUUCAGAUUCUCAGCACGAAACAGAUUCAGAGGGAGAAGAAGCCCAACCUAGCGGCGCCAGACCACCGGAGGGUGAGACACCUAUGCGCUAUGUAGCCAUUAAUAAGAAAGACCUUAGUAGUUCACUACUUCAAGCAGUAAAAAAUUAUGGCACUCAAACUUCUUAUACUAUCUCAUGCCUUGAGUCCCUGGGAAACGGCGGUGCUCUUUUGCCUUUUGAAUGGAAGCGUGUUGUCUCCAACGCGCUGCCGCAUAAGCUCUACUUGCUCUGGGAGACAGACUUUUAUAAAACCUGUCGUGAACUGGCUAGAGGAGACAAAACAUGUCGCCUCAUGCUUUCCGGCUCUGCCCCGUAUGAUACUUUACAGCAGCAACGCUCAUUACCCCUUAACUAUCUCACCAACACUGGUUUCGCCGCCAUGACAGAUUGGCGAAAUUUACCCAAGGAGGGAGAUGCUUAUGCUCCGCUCAGUCAAAUUAUACAGGGACCAGAUGAACCCUAUAACGCGUUCAUUAGUCGCCUACUAGAGGCCGUGGAAAGAAUUGGACGCAUUACAAACAAAUCCAUUCAUGAUAUGAUUGAUCUUUGCCGUGAUGCUGACCCUAUCGCCCACCGUGUUGUUCAUGCUAUGGCCGCCAUUCAAGCCCAAUCCUCGGGCAAGGUCUGUUAUUCGUGCGGACAAGCUGGACACUUUGUCUCUCAGUGCCCUCAGCGAUUAGCUCCUGCCAUGCAAACAGGCACAGCAAACCCCUGCCCUCCACUUUGCCCGCGCUGCCGCUGCGGCCGCCAUUGGGUCGCCGAAUGCUAUGCCGUUAAAGACGUAGCUGGCAAUCCCCUGCAGCCUAAUCACCACCUUUCGGCUCAGGGAAACUCCAACAGGGACUUGCUCCGGGCCCCGCGCCAUCAAUUCCAACCCUUUGUUCCGGCUUCAGAGCCCAGUCAGCCGGUACAGUCCAACCCAGCGCCCCAGGCAUAUUACCAACAACAACAGCAGCCUUGCCAGCACCAGCCACUAGUCCCCCCCUCAAUGCUCCCACCUCAACAACCUCCCUUGUCAGGGCAACCCCAGGGAGCGUGGGACUGGACUUGUGCGCCUCCACCCCACACUUAUUAA
Molecule: messenger RNA, 2061 nt
Organism: Suncus etruscus (white-toothed pygmy shrew)
Lineage: Eukaryota; Metazoa; Chordata; Mammalia; Eulipotyphla; Soricidae
Product: endogenous retrovirus group K member 6 Gag polyprotein-like
Exons: 2
Coding region: 1-2061 (686 amino acids)
Biological process (GO): viral process
Molecular function (GO): zinc ion binding; nucleic acid binding; structural molecule activity
Source: RefSeq, a predicted model, not a curated record